ACGACGUUCAAGUUGGCUGGUAGUGGCCGCGAGUCAAUCGUCGAUUAUCGUCCUCGUUCUUGCCCUCUAGAGUACCAGCGACAGGAUGGCUCGCAACGUGGAUGCUGAGAGAAACAAUGAAAAAUUGUUCCCUAUAUUCAGGAAGAACCUCUCCGAUGGCGUAUUCACCACCUUCAAAGCAACUUCUGACAAGCUCGCCAGUUGGCUUAGUAGGGACAGGGCAUAUUACGCGCGAGCACUGCCUAUAAUUGUGGAGCUGCUGGAGACCGCCCACGUUCAAGUCCGUAGGGCUGGCGGAACUCCCGGGAAUCAAUCAUUGUGGGCCGAGCCGUAUGCAAAGCUAAUUCAUACCGUGUAUCCAUUUCUUCCUUUGUUCACGAAUCCUCUCUUGAAAGCUCGUGUGGAGAAUUUGAUACGAGAACUCGACUCGAUAUCUGGAGUGUCUGACCACCCUUUGCAACGAAGUCAAGGCCUUCCGAUCUUGCCUGCAGCCUCUAUCGCUAUGCAAAAUGAUGCUCAUGCAGGCGGGUCCUUGCAGGCAGCGUUCCCCAUCAAAACUGAGCCCAGUGAAACCUACGGUGCUCCCGUCUCCGCAGGAUCUACGUCUUAUCUGUUCCCGAUCAGUCAGGCUCCCAUCAAACAGGAAACAGCAGAGGAUGCUGCUCCACAGCUGCCAUUACCACUUCAGACAGCGGCAGAGCCGAAUUCUACGCAGGUCGAGCCGAAGUCGAAGAAAUCAUUCAUAGACGUCGAUGAAUUUAUCCAGGCCGACCUGGAAUGGUACCAGGUAGGAAAGCAGCAGACGGCCUCGAAAGAAAGUGAUGGGGCCGCAACUGCGGUAACCUCUCCUGCAGCGCAUGACCAUCAUGAGAAAGUCCCUGCUGCAGACGCAUCCGCAGCGAUUGGCUCAGUCGAGAAAAAUCCGAAUGAACCGACCUCAUCCAUUUCGACGGCUGCAUCACCCAUAGCGGAUGCUAAAGCUGAGGUCACUGUUGAAGAUCAAAGCUCUCCCUCCAACGCCACUCAAGCGGGCAGUUCUGCUGCGGUUGACGAUGCAGCGACAAAAUUUACCAGCAGCGUCACAUCUCCGACAUUGCCUCGUUUGAAGAACCCGCUCAAUUCGAUAGCCUCCCAGAAGCUGGACAAGAAAAAGAAAAAGAAAGGCCCGCCGGGUUUGAGGUAUCUACCGGUGCCUCCGGAUGAGAAAAUGGUGGCGAGUAUGUCGGGAGAAGGUGUCACCUCCGUCCUCGUGGAAGGUACGGAGGAGCAGCAGACACCGGAUGCGAUGCAGAAGGAUGAAAUUCGUAUGGCGUCGCCUGACGCGUCGAGGGAUGUCAAGGAGCAUGCAGAGUCAGAUAAAGCCAGCGAUGAUGUGACUCGCCCCCUCGUGGUGGCUGAGAGCAACCCUGCCGAAGGCGCGCCGUCAGUACAGGAACGAGAUGAAAGCGUGCAUGCUACUAGACACCACGAAUCGCUCGCAGAGACGCCUGCCGGUGCCGCACUCCCUCCACACCCAUCUCCAUCUCGGGAGGAGUUCAGGCCUCAACAAGCCACCGAAGGUCCCGUAGAGGGCGACGUGGACAUGGUCGACGAGCAGCAAGAUCGACAGAAGGACAUUGCUGAAGCGAGCGAACAGUCUAUGGAGGUAGACGAGAUGUUGCGGCAGGGCCCAACUGCUUCCAAUGAAGCUGACGAUCGUGAGAUGCAGCCGGAACCAACCGCGGAAUCAGAGACUGUUGAAGCUAUAACGCAGUUCGCGACGCCGGCAGUCGAGCCGCCAGUGGAAGCAGGAGGUGGGCUCGCGGAGCCUCUUCAGCAACCUGCAGAGGCUGCCCAGGACGUCCUGCCUGAUGACGCCGCGGGCGAAGUCCCGCUUCAUGAGGGCGGCUUCGAACACAACCCCGCCGAAGAGUCUUCAACUGCGCCGGAGCCUCAACCACUGGCUCAGAUUGAGCAUGAAGCUGCUGACCUACCAUCCCCAUCGACCGUAUCCGUGCCGCGAAAGCGACUGCGCUCUCUUAGCAUAACAGAUAGCAGUUCGCGCCAGAAGCUCAGGACGUCGUCGCCGUCGCGCAAGUCUCCGGGCGAAGAGACUGCCGAGCGCAUGACGCAAGCCAGUGAUGCGGGUUCGCCUUCGGGAGAUGACGCCAGAAAGUCACCGUUGGCACUGGAGGCCCGUCUGGACGAGCAAGUUGAACCGCUGUCACAUGUCGAUAUCGAGACGUCGCAUUCUACUGAGGGGACUGACGAGGGCAUGGAGGAGGGAGAAGUCGACAGCACUCUCCAAAACUCUGAGGUGGACACCUCUUUACGAGCACAUGAUAAUGUUGCAGCUCCGUCGCUCGCGCAAGAUGCUGUACGCGACCGCAUGACCAUUGAUGAGAGCCAACUGCUGGAACGCAUCGUCUCGCCGCCUACUCAAGCCGCGCCUGCAGGCAAGUCCCCUCGGGCUGCUUCAAUCGUGCCCGGCAAAACAUCAGUACGCUGCGACCCCGUCAUCCCUGGUGACGAUGACGAUGUCAUAGAGGAAGGGGAAAUUAGCUCGCAGCUUCUUGAUGAAGAGCUGGAACAUACUGAUGCUGGUGAGAAGGGAGAAAUUAUGCAGAAUGGACCGUCGCGUCGACCAGCAUAUGUCCGCCGGCUUCCUUUGGAUUCCGAUACUCUGGCAGAGCCUGCAGUCAUCAUAUGGUCAUCUCAAGGGUCGGCUAAGAUAGAGACAGUGGUUGAGUUUGAUUUGAAUCCUGAUCAUGCUGCACUGAUAUCACAGUGGGUCGGGCGAUAUGACACGAGAGAUGAUAUGACAAGAAGCAAGUGCAUGUCUAUAUCAAGCUUUGCACUUAGCGAUUGCACGGAACGAGUUCGUGAAAAUUCGGAUAUGUCUCUGGAAGAAGUGACGAACGACCUCCCAACGAUGUGGCCAAGAGAUGGCAAAUUGUGGGCAAUGCUCAAGAAUGGACAGGUCGAUCAUGGCUUCACGCUGUCUCCCCCAUUCAUACGUCAGGACGAAAGCAUUGUUGACAUCAGCAAGAUUGUCACUGCUGGGAAGAAUCAGCUGCGGAUCUUCCAGCUUAAUGACUAUUCUAGCUAUGUCUUCACCAUCCGGUUGCAUACCCCCACUGCUGCCCAGCUAGAGGAAUUGCAACAAAGGAGGUAUCAUAAGGACAAUUGGAACAACUUCUUGCAAAGCUUGGGCACUUUCAAGAGCCCUAAGCUUGAUCUGCCAGGUGAAGUUUCAGUCACCUCAGCUUAGAUAUACCCAAUUGUAUUAGUUUGUGCUGCAUUCGAAUUGAGAGGUUGGAUUGUAUUCUUCGCAUUGCAUCUUAUUUAGUCUGCCAUGUACAUCCAAAUUGCUGUGAAUGCUAUGUACAUUUAUGACGCUAUACCAACAUUGCACGAGGGAAACCUUCACCACCACACAAUACCCUUCAUCAACCUGCGACCUGUCCUAAUUACCUUUGCACUUGUGACCUGCCCAUCGCGCAUAGCUGCUCCGACUGCAACGACACCGCCUGGAUGUCUUAUUCUGACCAUUAUGUCGCCCGUGCUGGUGGAAUACACCUUCCUGGCACGGGCGAUCAUCCAUGGCAAUGUGCCUUCUACACCGGCAGCAACACCGAGACAGAGCCCUACCGUCAUGGGCACAGCCUUGUG
Molecule: messenger RNA, 3651 nt
Organism: Laetiporus sulphureus 93-53
Lineage: Eukaryota; Fungi; Basidiomycota; Agaricomycetes; Polyporales; Laetiporaceae
Exons: 9
Coding region: 86-3250 (1054 amino acids)
Source: RefSeq, a predicted model, not a curated record